AAACACUCCACUCCAUCUCUGCGCUCCAUUUCGUCACACGAGCGAAUCUCCAGCCAAUUACGCGCAAUGUGGAAGAUUUCAUCCAACCGCUGGAGGACGGCUGACAAUUUGGAGGGCUUUCACUUGGAAAUGCGUCCUCUGCGCGCACCUGGAAGCACCGGAGACAUGGCGGGGAAACAGACUGCUGCCACUUUUCAUUUAUGAUACUCAGACGAGGGGUUUUCUUGAUUUUUCCUGUGAUGGGGAGAAGCGCGCAGGGCUGCGCUGCUGUGAUCCUGCUGGCCAUCGUGUGCUCCUGCCGUGCUGCCACACUGGAGUCUAUCCUGUGGAGCAGCUCCAACACUAAAUUUAAAGCUGGAAAGGGACUGGUGCUCUUCCCUCAGAUAGGGGAUAAGAUGGACAUUGUGUGUCCCCGGGCAGAUGGCUCUCCUGGGGGAAAGGAGGAGUUCUACAAAGUCUACCUGGUCUCUCGAAGUCAGAUGGAGAGCUGCACGAUUGAAAAGAUGGACACCCCGCUACUGAACUGUGACAAGCCUUACCGGGACGUGAAAUUCACGUUCAAGUUUCAGGAAUUCAGCCCCAACCUCUGGGGACUGGAGUUCCUAAAGGGAAGGGAUUAUUACAUCACCUCCACAUCUACAGGCUUUCUGAGAGGUCUGGAUAAUACCAACGGAGGGGUGUGUGGGAACAAAUCAAUGAAGCUGGUGUUAAGAGUCGGCCAAAAUUCUUCCGAUCCACCAUCCACGCUUCAGGAGUCUCCAACGAGAUAUCCACCCACACCGCCCAAGUCCAAGGCCAAGGAUGCCUCCGUGAAAGAAAAGAACAUAAGAAAUUUGGACCUGGACACAGGGCAAACAAAGCCUGGUGGGAUCAGCAGCUCCAGGGCAGGACUCUUUAUUUGGAUCGUCUCCGGCUGUGUCACGCUUCUUCUGGUUAUCGCCGUUCUGCUGGUUGUGAUGUGGAAGUACCACCAGCACCGCCGUGUUCCUGACAGGCAGCAGCAGCAGCAGGCCUCCUUGUCCCUCAACACUCUGGCUGUGCCGAAGCGGGACAGCAUCAGCAGUGACAACAUUGGCUCAGACCGAAGCGACAUCGUCUUUCCUCUGCGGGCCUCUGAAAGCAUGAUCUGCCGUCACUAUGAGCGUGUGAGCGGUGAAUACGCGCCCCCUGUGUACAUAGUCCAGGAGAUAAUGCCCCACAGCCCCACCAACGUCUACUACAAAGUCUAACGUCGGAUGUGUUUGGUGGCAAUCAUUCACUAAAUAUGUGGAAGAAACUGUGGACUUCCAUGGCUACACCUGCUAACUGUAGGACGCCGACAUGAAAGCAGUGUUUCCCUGUCAGCUUACCACUCUUCAGGGGCUUCACAUGAAGUUUCAUAUUCCAAAAAAGAAGAGACAGUUCAAGAGAAAAUGUGAACAGUCAGUUUGAAUCUCACAUGACUUGCAGAGAGCAGCAGUUAUUUAUUUAAAAUGCAUUUAUUUAUUUUUGACGGUACCAUAUGUGGCAAUUGAGUGUUUUAUUUAAUUUAUUGUUAAAGGAGGGAUAAGCAUGACAGAUUUUCCAUGUUGGCAUUCUGUUCACACUAAAAAAAAUACUGCAAGUAAAUAAAAAAAGCCAUUUCAAUUGUUUGUAUUAAAGAAGAAUCUAUCAAGGGGCCCAAAAUCUGUCCCUCUUCUUGCUGCAGCUUGAGUCUACAGAA
Oryzias latipes (Japanese medaka) is the source of this 1702-nucleotide messenger RNA. Its product is annotated as ephrin-B2a. The record is from RefSeq and is a predicted model, not a curated record. Gene Ontology annotation, molecular function: ephrin receptor binding. NCBI's taxonomy places the organism in Eukaryota, Metazoa, Chordata, Actinopteri, Beloniformes, Adrianichthyidae. Gene Ontology annotation, biological process: axon guidance; ephrin receptor signaling pathway; blood vessel morphogenesis. Gene Ontology annotation, cellular component: plasma membrane.